CCAAUAAUCCCACCCCAGACUCAAACCUUCCACACCCCAGCUUCGGAUCCUGCUCAGACUCUCCUCUCGAGUAGACUCUCACCAGUCCGCUCUCUCACUCCGUUAAAACUUCCUUCUCGCACCUUUAAAAUAACAGAGCCCCAAGCUUCUACCUUUUCUAUUUUUUUAUUCAUCGCAUAAGUUGUAAAAUCAAAGUGACAAUGCUUGAUCAAUGGAGAUCGCUAUUACACAGAGUCCGUGAUCAGUAAUAAAUCCUUUUUUGAUCCGUAUAAUUUUUCGAAAUUAAGAGUUUUUGUUUGUUUUAGUUUAGGUUCUUAGCAGUUUUGUUUGGUGAUUUUUGAGCUGAAAUCAUGGCACAGAGUAAUUGGGAAGCAGAUAAAAUGCUUGAUGUGUACAUAUAUGAUUAUUUGGUGAAGAAGAAAUUGCAUGCUACUGCAAAAUCAUUCAUGACUGAGGGGAAAGUUCACCCCGAUCCAGUAGCGAUUGAUGCUCCUGGGGGGUUUCUUUUUGAAUGGUGGUCUGUCUUCUGGGAUAUUUUUAUAGCAAGGACAAAUGAGAAACAUUCCGAGACUGCUGCAGCGUAUUUAGAGGCACAGCAAAGCAAGACAAAGGAACAUCAACAGCUGCAACUAAUGCGUCAAGCUCAGUUGCAACGAGGGGGUCCUAAUAAUCCAAUCGUUGGGGGUCCGGUAAAUUCUAUUGGUUCUGAAGGAAUGCUCGGGCAAUCAAAUGCCAGUGCACUGGCUGCAAAAAUGUAUGAGGAACGUAUGAAGCAUUCCAACCAAAUGGAGUCUGAAACAUCCCAACCGCAUCUUGAUGCUAGGAUGGCCCUCCUCAAAUCAACUACAAACCACCCAGGCCAAUUGGUCCAAGGAAAUCCUGGGAAUGUUACUGCAGCACUGCAGCAAAUCCAGGCACGAACUCAACAGACCGCUGAUGUCAAACCUGAAGUGAGCCUGGGUGCUGCCCAGAGAUCUUUGCCUAUGGACCCUUCAACCAUUUAUGGGCAGGGAAUCAUGCAGUCAAAACCUGGAAUUGGAAAUGCAGGAUUGAACCCUGGAGUCAAUGGUCUUCCCUUGAGGGGAUGGCCCUUAACGGGACUUGAACAAAUUCGUCCAAGUUUGGGUGCACAAGUUCAAAGGCCUCUUUUACAUGGUCCUAGUCAGUUUCAGCUUUUGCCACAGCAACAACAACAGCAGUUAUUGGCACAGGUCCAGGCACAAGGCAAUCUUGCUGCUUCACCAAUGUAUGGAGAUAUGGAUUCACGGAAGUUUAGGGGAUUGCCAAGAGGGGCUUUGAACAGCAAAGAUGGCCAACCAAAUGUGAACGAUGGUUCUAUCGGUUCUCCAAUGCAUUCAACUUCAUCUAAGAUGAAUUUGCCACAGAUGCAACAAUCAUCCUCUCAACAAGAUCCUUUGCACCCACAGCAGAAUAACCGAAAGAGGAAAGGCCCUUCAUCUUCUGGACCUGCUAAUAGUACCGGUACUGGAAAUACAGUAGGCCCUUCUAAUUCACAACCAUCAACUCCAUCAACUCAUACUCCUGGUGAUGGGAUUGCCACAGCUGGCAAUUUACAGCAUGUCAAUAGCAUGCCAAAAGGUUUGAUGUACAGUGGUGAUGCAACUGGAGCUCUUGCAUCAUCCACAAACCCACUGGAAGACAUUGAGCAUUUUGCAGAUGUUGGCUCCUUAGAUGAUAAUGUGGAAUCUUUUUUAUCCCAUGAUGAUGGAGAUGGAAGGGAUUUGUUUGGUACUUUAAAAAGGAAUUCCUCUGAACAUGCUGCUGAAGCUUCAAAGGGUUUCAACUUCAGUGAAGUUAGUUCGAUACGCAAAAGUAAUGGGAAAGUUGUUUGCUGUCACUUCUCUACAGAUGGGAAAUUGUUGGCCAGUGCUGGGCAUGACAAGAAGGUUGUUCUUUGGAACAUGGAAACUCUGCAAACUGAGUGCACUCAGGAAGAGCAUACCCACAUUAUUACUGAUGUUCGUUUCAGGCCAAAUUCAACUCAGCUGGCAACAUCGUCAUUUGAUACAAGUGUACGCCUCUGGGAUGCUGCAGAACCAAGGUAUUCCUUGCAGACAUUCACAGGGCAUACCUCACAUGUGGUGUCCCUUGACUUCCACCCUAAGAAGAAUGAUCUUUUCUGUUCCUGUGAUGGUAACAAUGAGAUUCGCUUUUGGAACAUCAAUCAGUAUCCUUGCACCCGGAUAUCCAAGGGAGGGACUACACAAGUUAGAUUUCAGCCAAGAAUCGGACAACUGCUGGCUGCAGCUUCAGAUAAUGUCGUAUCCAUCUUUGAUAUUGAGUCUGACAGACAGACACACUCAUUACAGGGGCACUCCACAGAGGUGCAUUCUGUUUGUUGGGAUGUAAACGGGGAGUACUUGGCUUCUGUCAGUCAAGAGUCUGUUAGAGUGUGGUCAUUGGCCACGGGAGAUUGCAUUCAUGAACUUAGUUCGAGUGGGAACAAGUUCCAUUCUUGUGUUUUCCAUCCAAGCUAUGCCACUCUCUUGGUUAUUGGAGGAUACCAGUCAUUGGAGCUCUGGAACAUGGCGGAGAACAAGUGUAUGACAGUUGCAGCUCAUGAGUGUGUGAUAUCAGCUUUGGCUCAAUCACAAGCUACAGGGAUGGUUGCUUCUGCAAGUCAUGACAAAUGUGUGAAGAUAUGGAAAUAAGCGUUGCCAUUUGGUGCUUCAAAUCCCCCGAUGUCAACUUGCUGGCCUUUCCAUUCUCUGACAUGGUCUUCCAGUAAAAAAAAAUGAUAUAAAAGGAUACAGUAAAUUUGAUUUGUUUUUCUUCUCUUAUUUUAAUUAUUUGUAUAUGUAACAAGGGGAAUCUGAGGUUUCCCUGAUUUCGACUAGCUGUUUGAGUGUUGCAUCUGUUAUGAUCUGAACACAAAUUACUCAGAAUGAUUUAGUGCAAGUAUACUUGUUUUGCGA
Populus trichocarpa (black cottonwood) is the source of this 2936-nucleotide messenger RNA. RefSeq names its product transcriptional corepressor LEUNIG_HOMOLOG. The record is from RefSeq and is a predicted model, not a curated record. Gene Ontology annotation, molecular function: transcription corepressor activity; protein binding. The transcript is spliced from 19 exons. NCBI's taxonomy places the organism in Eukaryota, Viridiplantae, Streptophyta, Magnoliopsida, Malpighiales, Salicaceae. Bases 351 to 2672 code for a protein of 773 amino acids.